Messenger RNA from Salvelinus fontinalis (brook trout), 566 nucleotides. Its product is annotated as 40S ribosomal protein S27. Gene Ontology annotation, molecular function: RNA binding; structural constituent of ribosome. Gene Ontology annotation, biological process: translation; ribosomal small subunit assembly. Gene Ontology annotation, cellular component: cytosolic small ribosomal subunit; ribosome. The record is from RefSeq and is a predicted model, not a curated record. The coding region runs from base 99 to 353 and encodes 84 amino acids. The transcript has 4 exons. Lineage: Eukaryota; Metazoa; Chordata; Actinopteri; Salmoniformes; Salmonidae.
AUUCACUCACUUCCUGCCCGUGCACCAAAGUAGCGUCAAUAGAAACCCCUUGUUUCCUAUCAUGCCUUCUUUCAGGCAACUGCUAUUUCUUCGCAAACAUGCCACUCGCAAAAGACUUAUUGCACCCAUCCCCUGAGGAGGAGAAGAGGAGCCACAAGAAGAAGCGUCUUGUCCAGAGCCCGAACUCCUACUUCAUGGAUGUUAAGUGCCCAGGAUGCUACAAGAUCACAACGGUGUUCAGCCACGCCCAGACGGUUGUGCUGUGUGUGGGUUGCUCCACAGUUCUGUGUCAGCCCACUGGAGGCAAAGCACGUCUCACAGAGGGGUGCUCAUUCAGGAGGAAGCAGCAUUAGUUGUAAGAGAAGUGUAAGAGGAGGGGUUGGACAUGUUGAUCUCAGCGACUCCAGCCUCGAUACAGAACCCACUGCAUCCAAGAAAGACUGAUCCAGAAGUGCUCAUGAUGCCUGGACACCAGAUGGGAUUACUCAUUCAACAAAGUCCACUUUGUUGCAGUAACUGAACUCUUCAACCCAAUCUCUUUUAAUACAAUUGUUUUGGCUAAAGAA